AUGGAUUAUGACGAGCUUAUUUCGAAGAUUUUGGAUACUCACGUUCUUGGAGAAUAUGUUGGAGCCGCAUGGAGUUUAGAAAAAAUAAUGAGAUGGGUACCCUCACAUACAAAUGACCCAUCAAGGACAUUCUGGAGUUCAGGGCUCUAUCGCGUUCGGGGGACAGCCGUGGAAGCAGUAGUGGGCGCGGCUUCAUCACUCCCCAUUUCGGAUAGUAUACGGGAAGCUAUGGCAGAUGCUUCUAAAGCCUAUGGUGGUUCAGAAGCUAAUCUCACUCGCUCUUCGCGAAAGGAGCUCCACCGCACCACUGACAGACCCAUCUCUGUUGAGAAGUCCCUACAAAUGCCGAUUGGAGAAUUUGGCUACACUGGAGCUAAGAAGCCCUUCCCUUCAGGCCCACCUAGAUUGCCACCUCCAAAAAAUUCCAUUCGUCGUCUCAAGAGUCGCCAAGAAUUUGCCACUGGGAAUAGUUAG
Messenger RNA from Acaulospora colombiana, 474 nucleotides. The record is from the annotation of a GenBank genome assembly. NCBI's taxonomy places the organism in Eukaryota, Fungi, Glomeromycota, Glomeromycetes, Diversisporales, Acaulosporaceae.